AGUUUGAGUUUGUGGGCGGGGCGAGAGCGACACUUCCGCCCCUCACCAACAUGGCUGCGGGCUGGAAGUGCGCAUGAGCAGCUGUCUAUGGAGCUACCUAGAUCGGGAGAGGGAGAACACAGUUGGAGAAAAUCGGCGGCUGAGACGGCCUUGGCCGGACUUAGCACUCAGGCCUGUGAAUCAGGAGAUACAAAGACCUCCAAAAAAGGACCAGUUCAUCGGAUGUGCCCCCUCACAGAGAGAUGAAGGGGCAGCAGAAAACAGCUGAAACGGAAGAGGGGACAGUGCAGAUUCAGGAAGGUGCAGUGGCUACUGGGGAAGACCCAACCAGUGUGGCUAUUGCCAGCAUCCAGUCAGCUGCCACCUUCCCUGACCCCAACGUCAAGUACGUCUUCCGAACUGAGAAUGGGGGCCAGGUGAUGUACAGGGUGAUCCAGGUGUCUGAGGGGCAGCUGGAUGGCCAAACUGAGGGAACUGGUGCCAUCAGUGGCUACCCUGCCACUCAAUCCAUGACCCAGGCGGUGAUCCAGGGUGCUUUCACCAGUGAUGAUGCAGUUGACACGGAGGGGACAGCUGCUGAGACGCACUAUACUUACUUCCCCAGCACGGCAGUGGGAGAUGGGGCAGGGGGUACCACAUCAGGGAGUACAGCUGCUGUUGUUACUACCCAGGGCUCAGAGGCACUGCUGGGGCAGGCGACCCCUCCUGGCACUGGUCAAUUCUUUGUGAUGAUGUCACCACAAGAAGUACUGCAGGGAGGAAGCCAGCGCUCAAUUGCCCCUAGGACUCACCCUUAUUCCCCGAAGUCAGAAGCUCCCCGGACGACUCGGGAUGAGAAACGCAGGGCUCAGCAUAAUGAAGUGGAGCGCCGCCGCCGAGACAAGAUCAACAACUGGAUCGUGCAGCUCUCCAAGAUAAUCCCAGACUGCUCUAUGGAGAGCACCAAGUCUGGCCAGAGUAAAGGUGGGAUUCUAUCCAAAGCUUGUGAUUAUAUCCAGGAGCUUCGGCAGAGUAACCACCGCUUGUCUGAAGAACUGCAGGGGCUUGACCAACUGCAGCUGGACAACGAUGUGCUUCGACAACAGGUGGAAGAUCUUAAAAACAAGAAUCUGCUGCUUCGAGCUCAGUUGCGGCACCACGGAUUAGAGGUCGUCAUCAAGAAUGACAGCAACUAACUGUGGGGAUUCAGGGGCUUUGGGCCCAAGAACUGCAGAUAGCCCAGGAGCAACAGCCUAAUCCUGUGCCCCUUUCCUUCACUGCCCACUUCUGGCAUGGGACAGGGGGAAGUUCAGAAGGUGUGUCCUUGAACUGAGGCCCUGUGAUAUGGCAGCCUGCAGUGGUGUGAAACACACAAUGUGGAGGUGCACUGACAGCCUUGCCCACCCCCACCAUGCAACCCCUGGGCCCUUGUGCUCCUCUCGCACAAUGCAUGUGCUGCCUCCAUGCUGGAUACUGGACACACUAAACUGGGGGGCUUGUCCUGUACUUGCUUAGAGUGCCCAGCAGAGGGCUGCUGACAGGUGAUGCUCUGGCUUGUCCCAGGACUCUGGCACUUCCAUUGGUUCUUCCUUUCCCUGGAGCUGAGGUUUAGAGGUGCACCCUGUGGCUCAGGGGAGCAAGCUUACACAAGAAGUGGGGGAAGGAUGUUUAGCAGUGGCUGGUGCCCAUGAAGAGGAGAUUGGCCAGCGAGAAGCUGAGGCCUAUGCAGACGUCUCUGAAGCCGGAGAGAACAACAGGCAGGGGUCCACUUGGGGCCUUCCCCCUUAUGGGGGUCUUUUUUUUUUUUCUUUCCUUUUCCUUUUUUUUUUUUUUUUUUUAGGAUAAAAUUGUUCAAAGCCA
This is a messenger RNA of Piliocolobus tephrosceles (Ugandan red Colobus), 1839 nucleotides long. RefSeq names its product upstream transcription factor 1 (gene USF1). Gene Ontology annotation, biological process: regulation of transcription by RNA polymerase II. Gene Ontology annotation, molecular function: protein dimerization activity; DNA-binding transcription factor activity, RNA polymerase II-specific; RNA polymerase II cis-regulatory region sequence-specific DNA binding. NCBI's taxonomy places the organism in Eukaryota, Metazoa, Chordata, Mammalia, Primates, Cercopithecidae. The transcript is spliced from 11 exons. The coding region runs from base 243 to 1175 and encodes 310 amino acids. The record is from RefSeq and is a predicted model, not a curated record.